Molecule: messenger RNA, 660 nt
Organism: Saccostrea cuccullata (small rock oyster)
Lineage: Eukaryota; Metazoa; Mollusca; Bivalvia; Ostreida; Ostreidae
Product: succinate dehydrogenase assembly factor 4, mitochondrial-like
Exons: 2
Coding region: 64-396 (110 amino acids)
Biological process (GO): mitochondrial respiratory chain complex II assembly
Cellular component (GO): mitochondrion
Source: RefSeq, a predicted model, not a curated record
AGUUUUAAGCUCUGACCGAACAAACGUCCUACUGGCGUACUGCAAUACUGUAAUUGCAGAAUAAUGUCUUCAGUGACCAGAAUUGUAUCUAAACGCAUCUAUGGCAUUUUGAAUUCAGGAAGAUCAGCAUACACGUCAGUGAUGACAGGUUUUCGUAACCAUUCGGAGGAUGGAAAAGGUCAUCGCAAAAAGGGAAAAACCCCAGCUGGAAAAUUUGAUGAUCCUCGACAAGAAUUAGAAACAGAGGAAGUGGUGAAUAUGACUGUUGAACAGGAACCUUUGGAGAGGUUUCCUAACGACAAGAACCCGGUCACGGGGGAGAUAGGAGGCCCUAGAGGACCAGAGCCCACGCGGUACGGUGACUGGGAGAGGAAGGGGCGUGUAACCGACUUCUGACAGGAUAUUUCAAAAUCUGAUUUUGUUUACAUGCAUGUCUUUCAUUUGUGGCCAUGAUUUGAAUCUCAGGUUAUUUUCAAAUGGAUUACCUGAAUCUUCUGAAGAACAGGUUCCUUGACACUUGUACUGUGUCUGCUUGACUUUGAGUUGUGUAGUAUUUAACACAGUCUGCAAUAUUUCAACAGGAAAUGAAUUAUUUAAUAGGAUGUACAUGUACAAUACAUGUACGUUUGGAGUAAAAAAAAAAAGUAGAUGUACAAAUUA